AUGGCCAUUCUCUCCGCUUUAGUUUUAACCACUAUUGUGACCGUGGCUCGAGCCCGAUCUCUCGUCGUUGUAAACAAUUGCUCUGAAUCUGUUUUCUUGUACAUGAGCACUAGCUAUGGUUCUAUCGACACCAACGUCAACAUUGCUCAAGGCCAGAGUGCAAACCUAGGCAUUACCUCCAACUGGGAUGGCGCUAUCAACGUCAGUACUGGAUGCAACAGCGACGGUUCUACAUGUACUACUGGUGGGCCUACCUGGGAUGGUAACACUCCCUUCAGUAGAGCCGAAUUUAACUUUUACUUGCUCCCCGGAAGUGUGACAUAUGAUAUCUCGCUCAUCUAUGGGUAUAACGUUGGAAUGGAGAUUUCCUCAGCUGAUCCUAGUUGUGAUGCCUUCGCUUGCACGAUCUCAUCUGGCUGUCCCGUUCCUGGACCUGGAUCCGAUACGUGCUACUCCCCAUGCUGCUCCUCUGCGAGCGCGUGCAGCAACGGCACCCUUUCCGCUGGCGGAGGAGGCUGCCUUAACAACGAGGGCCCUGGCCCCAACAGUCCUUUCUACUAUGAAACUUGUUAUAAUGCCUACGCAUUCCCUGACAAUAACGGCGCGGAUGGCUAUGUUCCUAUUGACUUUGUCGUAUAUACUUGCGGGAACACCGAUAUCACUCUUACUCUGUGUCCUGGCAUAACUUCUCACUUCACCCAGUAG
Molecule: messenger RNA, 705 nt
Organism: Suillus discolor
Lineage: Eukaryota; Fungi; Basidiomycota; Agaricomycetes; Boletales; Suillaceae
Product: Osmotin thaumatin-like protein
Exons: 5
Coding region: 1-705 (234 amino acids)
Source: RefSeq, a predicted model, not a curated record